Molecule: messenger RNA, 189 nt
Organism: Phytophthora megakarya
Lineage: Eukaryota; Oomycota; Peronosporomycetes; Peronosporales; Peronosporaceae
Source: the annotation of a GenBank genome assembly
AUGGAGUGGAUAUCAGGCUGUGCAUCGAUUAUCAUUCAGCUGAUGAACUACCCAAUGCCCUUGAUCAACGACUUAUUUGAAGAUCUGGAGUCGACACUUUGGUACUGUUCUUUGGAUAUGGCGAGUGAUCUUUGGGUGGUGAAAAUGACGGAUCGUGCUCGUUGGAUCUCCCCCAUUGGGGCUAUUUGA